GUAAGCCUCUCUCCGCUGCCUCGACGAUCUCUACGCGUCCUCCAACAUGGCCUCACGAACAGAACUCCUCGGAUGGCUAAAUGACCUACUACAAAUCAACUACACGAAAGUCGAGCAAUGUGGCACGGGGGGCGCGUAUUGUCAGGUCAUCGACUCGAUAUACGGCGAUGUGCCAAUGACGCGCGUCAAAAUGAACGCGAAACACGAAUACGAGUACAUCGCCAACUUCAAGGUGCUCCAGAACAUCUUCAAGGCGAAGAAGAUCGAAAAGCCGAUACCCGUCGAGAAGCUCGUCAAAUGCAAAAUGCAGGACAACCUCGAGUUCCUGCAAUGGAUCCGGCGGUUCUGGUCCGAGAACUAUCCGGGCGACCUCGACAACCCGUCCUCGACGUACGACGCCGUCGGCCGCCGCCGCGGCGCGCCGGCCGACACGCCAGCCACGAUUGCACCACUCGCCACGACCACACGAACCGGCGGCGGGCUGACGGCCGGUGCGGCGGCGCGGACGGGCGGCAAGACGCCGCUCGGGCGUCGGCCGGGGAGCACGCAGCCGAACCAGAGCGAGGCGGUGUUGGCGCUGCAAGCGCAGCUGCGGGAGAUGGGCACGCACAUGGAGGGGCUGGAGAAAGAGCGCGACUUCUACUUCGCGAAGCUUCGCGAUAUUGAGAUCUUGGUGCAGCAGCAGCUAGAGGUGCUCGAGGGACAGGGUCAAGACGAUGAGACGCUCAAGGAGAUCCAGAAGAUUCUUUACUCAACAGAAGAUGGCUUCGAGGUACCCGAAGGCGGCGCCGUAGACGAAGAAGAAACGUUCUGAACCUGAAUUUCACAACGUCGGCGCCGAUUCCAAUCCCUCAAGCCCCCGCUCCGUCCGGGGCUCUGCGCCCAUGUACAUUUCUCAUCUCCUCCGUCGUCGCAGUGUUGUUUGCUCUUAUCAGCUAAUCGGAGCAUGCGGAACAUAUAGGUUCAUCCUUUAGUCACCCUCCUUUCCAUACUAAGUACAUCCACCAUCGUUGCUAUCGUACCCUAGAAACAUUUGAUUAAAUUGAGGAAGUCACUUGGAUUCCGUCAUCCCC
This is a messenger RNA of Punctularia strigosozonata HHB-11173 SS5, 1073 nucleotides long. RefSeq lists its product as uncharacterized. The transcript has 5 exons. Gene Ontology annotation, cellular component: cytoplasmic microtubule; microtubule organizing center; microtubule plus-end. Lineage: Eukaryota; Fungi; Basidiomycota; Agaricomycetes; Corticiales; Punctulariaceae. Gene Ontology annotation, molecular function: microtubule plus-end binding. The coding region runs from base 47 to 814 and encodes 255 amino acids. Gene Ontology annotation, biological process: regulation of microtubule polymerization or depolymerization; protein localization to microtubule plus-end; spindle assembly. The record is from RefSeq and is a predicted model, not a curated record.